AGCAGCAGAAAUCAGGAGUAGACGCUGCAAUAGCUGCUUAAGUUAAACAGACCUCAAAGGUCUUUACAUGUUAAAGGGAACAAGAGCAAUAACAAUGAUAACAUUAUGGAUAAAGAAAAGAUGAAGCUGUUUUUGUUGAUUCUCCUCUGCUGUGGCUCAUUCGCAGUGAAACACUCGCUGAAGUAUUUUGUCACUGGAUCCUCUGGAGCUCCAAACAUCCCAGAACUUUUUGGUGUGUUGAUGGUUGAUGGCAUUCAGGUGGGUUACUGUGACGUGAGCAAGAAGAUAUUGGAACCAAGACAGGAGUGGGCGAAGAACAUUUUAGAAAAACACCCUGAGCAACUGGGCUGGUACAAGAGCAAGUGUUUUGAGGAGCAGCCAAACUUCUUCAGAGAGCUGAUUUCCAGUUUGAAACAGCAGUUCAAUCGAAGUGAAGGUGUCCACAUUUUACAAAGGAUAGAUGGCUGUGAAUGGGAUGAAACCACUGGGGAGGUUAUUGGUAUAAUACAGUAUCAUUAUAACGGAGAAGACUUCCUUGAAUUUGAUCUGAAGAAACAGACAUGGAUCGCACUGAAACCAGAGGCUGACGUUACCAAACAGAAAUGGGAUACGGACCAACCUGGAAUAAAACACAAAGAAAAUGACCUCAAAAACAUUUGUCCAAAUUAUCUGAAGCUGUAUGUGGAGUAUGAGAAAAGAUUCCCACAGACAAAAGUUCUUCCCUCAGUGUCUCUCCUCCAGAAGACUCCCUCCUCUCCAGUCAGCUGCCACGCUACAGGUUUCUAUCCUGACAGAGCCGUGAUGUUCUGGAGGAAAGAUGGAGAGGAACUUCAUGAAGGUGUGGAGAUAGGAGAGAUCCUCCCCAAUAAUGAUGGAACCUUCCAGCUGAGUGUUAACUUGAAUGUUUCAUCAGUCACACCUGAAGACUGGAGAAGAUACGAGUGUGUGUUUCAGCUCUCUGAUGUUGAGAACAACAGUGUCAACACACUGAAUAAAACAGUGAUCAGAACCAAUGAAUCUAAAAGAAAUUCGGGAGAGUCGCACUUUGACAAGGCAACCCCCAUCGUUGUUGCAGUGGGUGCUGUUCUUAUGCUCAUUGUGUUGGUUUGAUUGGUUGUUUAUGGUGGAGAGAGUGGUGUGAUGACAACAAAGAAGCAGUAACAAGAGGCUACUGAGACUUAUUCAUUAUUGCAUUAUUUCUGCAGUGCGGUGUAUGUUAGACGAAUAUUUCUUUUUUUUUUUUUUUUAGAAAAUUAUUUGAUAUUUGAUUGUCAGACAUUUUUAACUGUAAAACUGUCCCUUUGAUCUUACAUGCACUCUGGUACAAUAUUGAAACUUUUUUUUUUAGUCCAGUCUUUUUAGGAUUGUUAUUUUUUUAAAGCUUCAACGUCAAACAAACCCCCAGAAACUGUAUCAAGAUCCAUACACACAACAAACCUUACAUAGUGUUACAUGCUACAGUUGAACAAGAGCAGAUGAGAUUUGUUUUACUUUUUAAUAGUUCUUUUCUGUGAACUUGAGUUUUUAUCAAAUUUGAUUUUUCUUCAUCUUGUUGUCUACUAAUCUAAUGAUUGUUCAGUAAUUAAAAUAAAGUGAAGUCCA
Molecule: messenger RNA, 1602 nt
Organism: Oreochromis niloticus (Nile tilapia)
Lineage: Eukaryota; Metazoa; Chordata; Actinopteri; Cichliformes; Cichlidae
Product: major histocompatibility complex class I-related gene protein
Exons: 6
Coding region: 106-1110 (334 amino acids)
Biological process (GO): immune response
Cellular component (GO): external side of plasma membrane
Source: RefSeq, a predicted model, not a curated record